Molecule: messenger RNA, 1539 nt
Organism: Cercospora beticola
Lineage: Eukaryota; Fungi; Ascomycota; Dothideomycetes; Mycosphaerellales; Mycosphaerellaceae
Source: RefSeq, a predicted model, not a curated record
AUGGACCAGCCAGACCCAACAGGCCAGUCCUUCCCCCAGUUCGCCGACGGCGAUGUGCGCAUCUCGCUCUCCGGCAGUCGCCAGUACCAGCUGCACAGCGGCGUCCUCAAGAACUCGUCGUCCGUCAUGCGCGAGCUUCUCAGUGAGGACUACGCCGCUCAGCUGAACAACGCAGCGCACAGGAGGGGAGUCUUGAUCCGCCACAAACUCGUGCUGGCUGAGAACCCAUACAUCGACGAGGAGGAUCAGAACUUGACCUACGUCCUUCAGGCGGUGCCUCUCGAUCCCAAUGGACGCCCUGUACCAGGCGCACCCACUGGCCUCGGACUCGAGUUGGAGAACGGCCGUGAACCUAACCCGAUUGUGCUGGCGCACGACCUUGUGCUGGGCGCCUUCUACAAUCAGCCCAUUGAUCUUGGUGACUCUCAGGAAGAUGGCCUCGCCAAACUCCUCGCCACCGCAUUUCAAGCGACCAUCGUGGCAGAGAACCUCGACUGUGUCCGCAUCGUCAGCAAGCCGAUCGAGGCUACCUUACUGGGCGCCGGACAGACCGUCUACAAGGCCAUUGCUGAUAACCCGACUGCCUGGCUCGGGUUUGCCUCUCGCGUCAAGUCCCGCGCUAUCUUCAAGGAAGCCCUCAUUCACUCCGCCGGUCAAUACAACACCGAUCACGUGCAAGCUGCUUUGGUCAACGGAUCUCUUCCAGAUGAGGUAGUUGAGCUGCUCAGAAAGAAGGGCGAGUGGGUCAAGAAGACAGUGAGCGACUCCUCGAGAUACCUGGCCUCAUACUACCCCUCCAUGCUCCUGCGCGAGUUCAAGCCCGGCGACAAGGACAACGUGUCUCGUGCCUCAUAUGGCAACGACAUCAUGAUGUGGAUCGCAGUGACCAUCUUCCGUCACUGGGUCUGCGACUUGAUGGCCUCCGAUCGCACUCACCACGCCAAGGACGGUGGAUGGGCCUUCUGCAACGCUAUCUGCAAGGGCGGCGACACGUAUCUCGACCGCAAGAUGCUGCAGCUGAGCUUCCACGCUCGCUUCCCGAUGACUGGCAAGGGCAUGGCUUGUGUUGAGCAUCGUCUGUCGGAGAUCAAGGAGGACGUCAAGCAGUGGAUCCUGCCACUCAAGAAGAGCAACUCGGCCCUCGACCUCAACCAGUACCCAGUCACCCACUUCUUGCACGUCCACGUCUACAGCGAAGACUACCCAUGGGACAGCGUCACCCUCGAGCCAAAAGACGCCUACUACGAGGCCCGCCGUGCAGCCGCAAUGGCUGAGAGUGCAAUGGAGGAAGCAGAGGAAGCGCGCUCGGAGGUACCGGAGGAGCUGAGAGGUGUACACCCAGCCUUGAGACCAACGGUGCUCAAGAAGGCUGGCCCCUUCCAGUACGAGUCGGAGGAGAGCGAGGGGGAGGACGAGGACGAUGCCGGCAGAGGCACGUCGGAGUACCGCUCGGAGUCUCCAAUCUUCAAGACGCGCGGAGCCGGCGAGGGUGACGGCGACGAAUUCGAUUUCGAGGAGGGCGAGAUGGAGAAUGCUUGA